AUGUCUUCGGAUCGCGAAUUGAGUCUGCCGAUGAUCAAGACGAGCAAUUCGACCGAUGAAAUCGGCGGAAAUGACGACGAAUUUUGCAGGAGCGAAGAUUGCCAGACGCCGAGAUCUCCGCGGCACAUGAUCCCCGCCGUCCUCCGCUGCCCGCCGGCGCCGAAGAAGCGGCGCCAGGCCGCCGCAUGCAAGAGGAAGCUCUGCGAGCUGGAAUUCUUCGCCGGAGAGGAGAUCGAGUCGCUUUUCAGAAUUGUGGAGGUAAACAACAGCUGCGAUGGCUAUGGCUCCGCAAAGAGGAAUUGUUUCAUCUGA
Salvia hispanica is the source of this 312-nucleotide messenger RNA. RefSeq lists its product as uncharacterized. Gene Ontology annotation, biological process: regulation of DNA endoreduplication. The record is from RefSeq and is a predicted model, not a curated record. Lineage: Eukaryota; Viridiplantae; Streptophyta; Magnoliopsida; Lamiales; Lamiaceae.